Clonostachys rhizophaga is the source of this 690-nucleotide messenger RNA. Lineage: Eukaryota; Fungi; Ascomycota; Sordariomycetes; Hypocreales; Bionectriaceae. The record is from the annotation of a GenBank genome assembly.
AUGACCUCGCAAGCAUACCGUCUUCGCCCAGGCCGCAAAUCAGAGGCCUCCGGGAUUUGUACGGAUCUAUUCCUUGAUACUGUUGGGCGUGAUGCCCUAAUAGACAUCCUCUACCCCACCCGGCACAAGUUUCCCGUCGAGAAUGCUACGGACAUCCGCCGCCUCUUCUACAGGCGAACCUGGGAACCAAACUUCACCUUCACCGUCUGUGUUGACAGCGCCGACAAGCCUGUCGGGUUUUCGUUCUGGAAACGGCCUUUGAGUAGUCUGACCUUUUACGAGCGCUGGAUAUCGCCGUAUAACUGGUUCGGGUCUCUCGUCCGAGCCUUUCUCUCCCUUCGGGACUGGCUGCUCCCGCUACGCAAUCUUGACAAAAAGGCUGCGAAGACAUUCGUGCGCGUGUACGAACAAGUCACCCCUCAGUACCUGAAUACUGAUCAGAGGAAGAAUGCACACUACCUGAGCACCCUGGUCGUCGAGCCCAAGCUCCAGGGAUCUGGGCUUGGAACCGUCCUGCUCAAGGAUGGUCUGCGUAAGGUUGAGGAGGAAGACCCGAAUGCCCCAUCCUGGCUGGUCGGUGUCAAGGGCGUGGAGGGCUUCUACGGCCGCCAAGGCUUCGUGGAAGUUGGAAGGAUGAAUGUUGGAGAACUGUCACACUGGGGAGGCGGAGCUAUCAUGAUCAAAGAAUAG